Messenger RNA from Closterium sp. NIES-65, 2945 nucleotides. The record is from the annotation of a GenBank genome assembly. Lineage: Eukaryota; Viridiplantae; Streptophyta; Zygnematophyceae; Desmidiales; Closteriaceae.
GCGGGAUGGAGCUGCCGGCGAGCGAGGUGGACCCGAAGACGGCAAUGGAGCACGGCCGGCGCCUCGUGGAGGUCAUGCUGCGCCCCGUCCUCGCGUACGCCAAGGCCAAACACGUGCACUGCAGUGCAGCGUUGGAGCGAAACGAUUCGAGAGAGCACGGGCUGUGCGCGGCGGCCAGGCGAGCCAACGCUGACCGCGUCUACAUCGCCGCCCGCAAGAAGCUGCUAAGCUGGUCAUCAUCCUCGUCGGCAUACCAGUCACUGCUGCCGCCGUCAUGCACGCUGGUGGUGGCGCACGGCUCAAAGAAGAUGCACUCGCUGCCCGGCACGGGGGGCACGCAAGCCACCUUCCCCGUACCGCCCAACGCCUUCAUCGCGUGUCGCUUCAACGCCUCUGCCGCCUCCUCGCUGCACUCGCCCGACUCGGGCGCCGCCACGCCAGACUCGCACCACAACGGAGCGCUGCUGGGCAGCCACCUGGCGUCGUCGUGCUCGUCCCCCGCCCCUCACCGCACCAUGCCCACGUCCCUCUCCGCCGCCAGCGACACCUCUGCCCCCGCCUCCUCGCCCACGCCCAGCCUGCACUCCAGCGGCCAGUUCUCCAUGCCGGGGGCCCUGCCCGACUGCACUCCCCCCGACCCCUCCGCCCUGCCCGCCCCGGGCAGCCCCAUUGGCGACACCGCUGCCCGCCUCGCGCACUCCGCUGCUGCCGGCUCCGGCAGCUGCUCGCCCUCCGCCUCCGGUGGCGCUCCCGGAACAUCCACACCGCUGCACGCACAGGGGCUGGCAGCUGCGGGCAGGGAGGAGGGCGCAGCACAGGGCUCGUGGGAGUCGCCUGUGAGAGGCAGCUUGACUUCCAUGUCCGUAGGGGCCACCCCCUUGGGCGCCAGUCCCCUGGGGGCCAGCCCCCUGCCAACCAUGUCUGCAAGCUCACACCCCGAGGGCGGAGCAGCGCGGCAGUCGCUGGACGCGGACCAGCAGAGCGCCGACAGGUUCCGCCGCUGCUCCUCCGAUGUCGGCAUGACGCGCCCCUCGGGCCUGCCACCCAUCCGGUCGUCAGCGGCAGGCGCGCAUGACGGCAGGGAGCACACGCGCGCCGCCUCGUCCAACGCGCUCACGCUGGACGCCGCUGCUGCCGCCGCCGCUGCGUCGCGGCUGUCCCCUGCGCUGAACGGCAGCACGGGGCGGCGCGGCAGCAUGGAGCCGCUGGUGGCGCUGCAGGAGGAGAGGGAGGUGGGCGGGCAGGCGGGGGGGGCGAGGGGCGAGGAGGGGGAGGAGGGCGCGGGUGGGUCGCGGUCGCUGGCGGACGAGCUGGCUCGGCUGGACGAGGAGGAGGGCGCUGCGGGAGGGGGCGAGCGGUGGGAAGGCAGGGCGGUGAGCAGCAACCGCCUGGCAGAGAAGGGAAUGGAGGCAGCAGGCGGAGACAGUCGAUCAGGGCGGCAGUCGGUGUCGCAGCAGCGCGUGCUGCACCUGAGCGGGCCGCACAACCGCCACUGGAGUCAGCACGACGACGCCUCCUCCACCCCUGUAGCUGGCCCGCCGGCAGGCGUGGGGGGUGGGGCAUCAGCAGUAGCAGGGGUGGGGGGUGGUGGAGGGGGGUUUGAAGGUUUGUCCACAGAGCUGCACUCGGGUGCAGCCACGCGCUCGCGGGACUUCUCCAACCGCUUCUCCUGGCAGCGCUUCCACGCGCACUCCUCUCAUACACCCGGCAGCGGCGGCGCCACGGGGUUAUCCAUCGGCCGCACCUCCUUCGGUGGCGGCCCACUCAGCCCGCGCUCCGCCGCGCAGCUCAUGAGUGAGGGCGGCAUUGACUGCCGCCUCUUCACCCCGCAGCAGCUAGAGCGCGCGACAGGAGGGUACGAGGAGAGCAAUCUGCUGGGGCGCGGGUCGUUCGGCAUGGUGUUCCGCGGGGAGAUGCUGGGGUGCAAGGUGGCGGUGAAGCGGCUGGAGGGGCAGGGGUGGCAGGGGCCGGAGGAGUUCCGCAUGGAGGUGGAGGUGCUCAGCCGCAUGCGCCACCCCAACAUCGUGCUGCUCAUGGGCUGCUGCGUCGAGGAGAUGGCUCUCGUCUACGAGUUCCUCCCGGGCGGCACUCUGCAGGACAAGCUGGGCCCGCCCAAGUCCCCUAAUGCAGCGCCGCUGGCGUGGGUGGACCGGCUUCGCAUCCUGUCGGAGGUGGCGUCGGCGCUGCUGUACCUGCACCAGAACGAGCCGCCCAUUGUUCACCGCGACUUAAAGCCCGACAACAUCCUGCUGGACGGCCACCUGGCGAGCAAGAUCGGCGACGUGGGGCUGGCGCGGCUGCUGUGUGCGGACGACAGCGUGACGAUGAAGGUGCGCGGCACGGCGGGGUACAUCGACCCCGAGGAGGUGGAGACGUGUGAGAUCAGCGUGCUGUCCGAUGUGUACGCGCUCGGACUCAUCAUGCUGCAGCUGCUCACGGGGCAGCGCAGUGUGCGCGCCGUGCACCGCCUGCUGGCAGAUCUUCAGGACUCGGCCGCCAGGGGCGGGCGCGGACGGGCAGGGGACGGUGCGGUAACGGGCGAGGCGCUGCUCAAGUACCUGGACAGCUCGGCGGGUGACUGGCGGCUGGACCUGGCGGAGAGGGCAGCGAGCAUCGCGCUGCAGUGUGCGGAGCGCAGGAGGGAGAGGCGGCCCGACCUGGCGGAGGUCAUCCACCCAGCUCUGGCUGAGAUUGCAAAAGAGGCACUGGCGGAAGAAAAGAGACGGAAGAAGAGGAUUGACUCGCAAUUCAUUUGCCCAAUUUCGAAGGAAAUUAUGCGCGACCCUGUGGUGGCAGCUGAUGGUUUCACGUAUGAGAGGGAGCACAUUGCACGCUGGAUGGCCACAUCUGGUGUGUCACCAUGCACUGGUCAGCAACUGCAGCAUACAUGCCUAACACCCAACAAUGUACUCAAAAGCCUAAUCCAGGCCCAUAAAUUCCACUGA